Messenger RNA from Aspergillus melleus, 1146 nucleotides. RefSeq names its product putative aryl-alcohol dehydrogenase aad14. Bases 1 to 1146 code for a protein of 381 amino acids. The transcript has a single exon. NCBI's taxonomy places the organism in Eukaryota, Fungi, Ascomycota, Eurotiomycetes, Eurotiales, Aspergillaceae. The record is from RefSeq and is a predicted model, not a curated record.
AUGGAAGCCUUCAUGCCCGCGCCCUCCCCCCCGACGGAGCUCGGCCGCUACCGCGUCCUCUCCUCGACGGCUGGAAUCCGCGUUUCUCCCCUGCAACUCGGCGCCAUGUCCAUCGGCUCCGCCUGGUCCUCCGCGAUGGGCAGCAUGGACAAAGAAGCGUCGUUCGCACUCCUCGACGCCUUCGUCGCCGCCGGGGGCAACUUCAUCGACACGGCGAACAACUACCAGAACGAAGAAUCAGAGACCUGGAUCGGCGAAUGGGCCGCGACACGAGGCAUCCGGGACCAGCUGGUCCUUGCGACGAAAUACACCGGCGAAUACAAGGGAUACCAGAUCGGGAAGGGCAAGACCAUCAACCACGCCGGUAACCAUAAGAAGAGCCUGCAUAUGAGCGUGCGGGAUUCUCUGCGCAAGCUGCAGACGGAGUACAUUGAUGUGCUGUAUGUGCAUUGGUGGGACUAUACGACGUCCAUCGAGGAGGUGAUGGACUCAUUGCAUGCGCUGGUGCAGCAGGGUAAAGUGCUGUAUUUGGGGAUCUGCAACACCCCUGCGUGGCUGGUCAGUGCGGCCAAUACGUACGCGAGGAUGGCCGGCAAGACGCUGUUCAGUGUGUAUCAGGGCCGGUGGAAUGUGCUGCAGCGUGAUUUCGAGAGGGAGAUUAUCCCGAUGGCGAGGCAGUUCGGCAUGGCGCUUGCGCCGUGGGAUGCGGUUGGGGGUGGCAAGUUUCAGACGAAGAAGGCGCUGGAAGAACGCAAGGCCAGCGGGGAGGGAUUGAGGAAGCUGAUGGGGUCUGAGCAGGGUGAGGAGGAGGUGAGGAUGAGCGAGGCCUUGGCCAAGGUGGCCGCGGAACAUGGGAUUGAGUCGGUGACGGCGAUUGCGCUGGCGUAUGUGAUGAGCAAGACGACGAAUGUGUUCCCGUUGGUGGGCGGACGGAAGAUCGAGCAUCUACAGGAUAAUAUCCAGGCGUUGAGCAUCCGGUUGACGGACGAGCAGAUCGCGUACUUGGAGAGCGUGAGGCCGUUGGAAGUCGGAUUCCCGCAGAACAUGCUGGGCGAGGAGCCCGGAGUGUCGGGAAAGAUGAGCAUGGCAUUGGCGCCGUCGGGACAGAUGUCUUUUGUGAAAUACCCCCGAGCUAUUGGAUACUAA